AUGGCAAUCAUUUUAAAUGCUGCAGAUCUUGCCGGUCUUAUGUUCUUACAGCACGAUCAUGUGUUUUAUGACUGUAUUAACCUUGAAGUGUUAUCAGUUGUCAAUGAUCGAAUUUUCGUCGGCCAAAAAUUGAUAUUCGCCUUCAAAGGUGCUGCCUUCAAAGGAUAUAUAUAUUUUAAAUCAUUUUUAUUCAUAAUAUUACGUGCAAAUGAUGCUUCUGAACUUCAACGCCUUAAUACGGACGAUCAACGCGCUGAAGCUUCAUCAAAUUUAUCUGAAACAUCUGAUUGGUUAUAUGAAGAAGGCGAGAAAGCUGAAACCGAUGAGUUUAGAGUGAACGCUUCUCAUGAAUCUCAAGUUACGCGAUAA
Messenger RNA from Funneliformis mosseae, 369 nucleotides. The record is from the annotation of a GenBank genome assembly. NCBI's taxonomy places the organism in Eukaryota, Fungi, Glomeromycota, Glomeromycetes, Glomerales, Glomeraceae.